CCUGCAUAGUACUUAUAAACGUGAAAACGUGGGCAGAGUUUGUUUGGGCAGGAGAUCCGGACUCUCUUUCUUGUUGGAUGCUGCAUUUUUUUGGUCUCGCUAUACGUGUGACCAGUGUGGUGUGACCAGUAUGAUUUCAAAACCUGCGAUAUUCAAGACUUGAAGCACGAGAGGCAGAGCCACAGAGAUAACCCCGAAAUGGCUUCCACGACCAAAGACGCCAUGAAAGUUGACCGUUCUGUUAAAUCUGUAGCUGUCGUUGGUGCCGGUGUUAGUGGUCUUGCUGCAGCUUACAAGCUGAAAUCACAUGGUUUAAAUGUCACAUUAUUUGAAGCUGAAGAAAGAGCUGGAGGGAAAAUAAGGAGUGUUUCACAGGAUGGUCUAAUAUGGGACGAAGGGGCUAAUACCAUGACAGAGAGUGAAGUUGAAGUCAGACGACUACUUGAUGGUCUAGGACUUCGAGAGAAACAACAAUUUCCAAUUUCACAGAACAAAAGGUACAUUGUGAAAAAUAGCAUUCCAGAACUUAUUCCUACAAAUCCCGUUUCACUUAUCAAGAGCAAUUUUCUCUCUGCUCAGUCUAAGUUUCAAAUAAUUUUGGAGCCAUUUUUAUGGAGUUCUUCUGCAAAGAAAAACAACUCCUCAAAGGUGUCUGACAAAAAUUUAGAAGAAAGCAGUGUGGGAGAAUUCUUUCAGCGUCAUUUUGGGGAAGAGGUUGUUGAUUAUCUUAUUGACCCUUUUGUUGCGGGGACGAGUGCUGGUGAUCCUGAAUUGUUGUCUAUACGGCAUGCAUUCCCAGAGCUGUGGAAUCUAGAGAGAAAGUUUGGUUCAAUUUUUAUUGGUGCAAUUCGAUCUAAAUUGUCUGGUAAAAAGGAAGCAAAACGUGAAAGUGGAACUUCUUCAGGGCAAAAGAAGCAUCAACGGGGCUCAUUUUCAUUUCAAGGUGGGAUGCAGAGACUCACUGACACACUAUGUGAAGAGCUUGGCAAAGAUAAUCUGAAACUGAAGUCAAAAGUACUAUCUUUGUCUUAUAGCCAUGAUGAAAACUCUGACAAUUGGUCAGUUUCAUUUGCUGCAAAACAUGAUGACCCCUCACAAAAGCAAUAUUUUGAUGCAGUCAUUAUGACGGCUCCACUAUGUAACGUUAAAGAAAUGAAGAUAACAAAAAGAGGAAAACCAUUUGUGCUUGACUUUCUUCCAGAGGUGAAUUAUUUACCACUAUCAGUGAUAAUUACCACCUUUAAGAAGGAGAACAUUAAGAGACCACUUGAGGGUUUUGGAGUUCUUGUUCCUUCCAAAGAACAACAAAAUGGCUUAAGAACCCUUGGUACACUUUUUUCCUCCAUGAUGUUUCCUGACCGUGCUCCUGGUGACCUCUAUCUCUACACUACCUUUAUUGGAGGAAGCCGGAAUAGGGAUUUAGCAAAAGCUUCAUUGGAUGAGUUGAAGCAUACAGUCACUUCUGACCUUAGAAAGCUUUUAGGUGCAGAGGGGGAGCCAACAUUUGUAAAUCACUUCUACUGGAGUAAAGCCUUUCCCAUGUAUGGGCGAGAUUACAGUUCAGUUCUGGAAGCGAUAGAAAAGAUGGAAGAAAAUCUUCCAGGCUUCUUCUAUGCAGGUAACCAUAGGGAUGGAUUGUCUGUUGGCAAAGCAAUAGCUUCUGGAUGCAAAGCUGCUGACCUGCAGCGGCAAAACCGAGCUGGUCCUUAACCAGCAGCGACGAUUGCCCCCUCCACCUCCGGCCCCUUUGUUCUCUCUCCCCUUUGGUGCUGCCUGUCUCACCACACUGAAAUGACCCUAGCCCAUUGCAAUAACCAUCGCUUGUCUCACCGCCAUCUGCACAUACUUCACUGGCAUGUUGGUAUACGACAUGGUGCGGAAGAAUAGCAAUGGUGGCAUCUUCUGAUCGGAUACGAAGACAGUGGUGGAAGUUCAGGGGGUGAGCGCAUCCAUGGAAAGCCACGUCUCAAUGUUGAUCACAAUGCCUCUUGACCCCAUCAAGACGAGACACGAGACUACAGGUUUUGGAAGCAGGAGAGAACAACGAUCUGCAACAACGAAACCCACGGGGAUUUCUAGUAAGGGAGGUUCCAAGCGGAGGAAGAGAGGAAACCAGUGUACCCAGCUCAAUUGAGGCUAAUCUCAAUGACUCGGCUAAUGCUGGCGACUAUGCGAUCACAUCUGAACCCACAAGUAAAACUUAAACCGCUCACAAUUUCUCUA
This is a messenger RNA of Nelumbo nucifera (sacred lotus), 2223 nucleotides long. RefSeq names its product Flavin containing amine oxidoreductase family (gene HEMG2). Gene Ontology annotation, biological process: porphyrin-containing compound biosynthetic process. Gene Ontology annotation, molecular function: protoporphyrinogen oxidase activity, oxygen as acceptor. Gene Ontology annotation, cellular component: chloroplast; chloroplast thylakoid. Lineage: Eukaryota; Viridiplantae; Streptophyta; Magnoliopsida; Proteales; Nelumbonaceae. The record is from RefSeq and is a predicted model, not a curated record.